Procambarus clarkii (red swamp crayfish) is the source of this 642-nucleotide messenger RNA. The record is from RefSeq and is a predicted model, not a curated record. Lineage: Eukaryota; Metazoa; Arthropoda; Malacostraca; Decapoda; Cambaridae.
AUGAGCGUUACUGGACAUGGGUUCUUGAGCCUCACUUGUUGGCUCUCACAAGAAGCUGAGGGAGGUGAACCGCAGCAUAGAUCUUGGGUCAUAACUGGCGAACCGGAGCAUAUAUCUUGGGUCAUAACUGGUGAACCGGAGCAUAGAUCUUGGGUCAUAACUGGUGAACCGGAGCAUAGAUCUUGGGUCAUAACUGGUGAACCGCAGCAUAGAUCUUGGGUCACAACUGGUGAACCGGAGCAUAGAUCUUGGGUCAUAACUGGUGAACCGGAGCAUAGAUCUUGGGUCAUAACUGGUGAACCGGAGCAUAUAUCUUGGGUCAUAACUGGUGAACCGGAGCAUAGAUCUUGGGUCAUAACUGGUGAACCGGAGCAUAGAUCUUGGGCCAUAACUGGUGAACCGGAGCAUAGAUCUUGGGUCAUAACUGGUGAACCGGAGCAUAGAUCUUGGGUCAUAACUGGUGAACCGGAGCAUAGAUCUUGGGUCAUAACUGGUGAACCGGAGCAUAGAUCUUGGGUCAUAACUGGUGAACCGGGUGAUCUUGGCUUGUUUUCUGCGGCUGAAGAAAUAGCUGAAAAAAAAUUACCGGAUGAUCCCGAGGGGGAUAGUCGAGAUGAAAGUAAAAAUGGAGAUAAUGACUAA